Messenger RNA from Porites evermanni, 7525 nucleotides. The record is from the annotation of a GenBank genome assembly. Lineage: Eukaryota; Metazoa; Cnidaria; Anthozoa; Scleractinia; Poritidae.
AUUUAUUUUUUAGGGAAAAAAGGAGGCAGCAAACAACCAGCAAAACAGGUUGAAAAAAAUUCGUUUUCUGAGCCUUGGGAGGAUAGCGACUUGGUGCUCACGGUGGAGGACGAGCCAUUUCAUGUCCAUCGACAGAUCCUGAGCUUACACUCACCGGUGUUUAAAGCGAUGCUGAAUUCUCAAUUUAAAGAAGCCACAGCAACAGAAAUCCCAUUGCCAGGAAAGAAAGCAAAUGAGGUUUUAGAUUUCUUGAAGGCGCUUUACCUGAAAGAAACAGCUGAAAUAGCUUGUAAGUAAGAUAUCAGUAAGGCAGCGUUCACACUUGGCGCCCGGGCACGGUGCCCGAGUACGGUAAUUGCUGGUCCCCAAAAUAAACACGCCCUUUUUUAAGUACCCACACUCCUCGAAUCAGUGCACCGUGCCUGUACCGAUUUCAAAAUGACGUCUGACAUGGCAAAAAGGAGUAACUAUGUACACAGUUACAGCCUGGUACUCAGGGUGUGAACACAACUUCAUUUUGUGCCCUAACCCAGGCAGCAGUGCUCGGGCACCAAGAGUGGACAUUACCGUUAGUUGCCUUAAAACAGUCAUAUCUUUACACAAUGGCCACUUUUCGAAUCAGGAACCUCCAGCAAUAGUCCAUUUUCACAAUGACGACAUUUGAUUGCAACAACCAGAAUUCAUUUCUUUUUUUGUCUUCUUAUUUAAAUUUGUCAAUCCCGUUGAGGAUUAAAAGACAGUGGCCCUAAUUUGCACAAGAACUCGAAAAAAAACUGAAGCAUCAUUCUGGUACUUGUCAUAAACUCACGUCAUCGUACAAUUGUCUUUCUGAAUAGACAAUCAAAUAGCAUAAAGUCCUUUGUUGUACUAAGAGGCUUUAUAAACAUUAGCGCCAACCUGAUCCGAGUCAUAUAGAACCUCUACAACAAGGCCACCAAUGCAGUCUACCUUAAUGGUGAGAUAGGAGACUGGUUCAGAACCACAGUCAGAGUCAAACAAGGCUGUCUGCUCCCAUCGACUGUUCUCAACAUAUUUCUGGAGAGAAUUAUGACUGAGAACAGGAAGAUCACAAAGGAACAGUCAGCAUUCGAAGCGAAAAGUUCAGCAAUUUACGUCUUGCAGAUGACAUUCUGAGCUUGGCAGGAAAGAGGAGGAGCCUUGCCUCUCCGGAGGAUCACCUGGAUAAGACCCUUGCAGACUUUGGCAUGGAGAUUAGCGCAGAGUAGACCAGGCAAACUUAUGACCAACAAUUCAACAUAGAUGCAUCACCACUGACAUCAGGGCAGAAAAUUGAGCGAGGUUGAAAGUUUAAAAUAUCUGGGCGGAGUGGUCACAGAUCAAGGUUUCAAGCCUGAAGUACUGUGUAGAAUUACACAGACAAGAGCAGCACCAACGAGACUGAAGAUUAUCUGGAACGACAAGAAUAUCUCCUUUAGCUCAAAGAUCAGACUCAUGCUCUCAUUGGUUGUCUCGAUAGUCUUGUACGCCUGCGAAUCCUGGACAUUGACAGCGGACAUGCAUCCAAAAUAAAUUGCAGCCCACUGAGAUAAGAUGCUUUUGGACUGCUUGGCAUCUCGUACUUCUUCUUUUACGCCAAAGAUCUCUCAGGAUCCGUAGACGCACUCUGAUGCUUAGGUCUCUCUUCUCAGCAAGCCUGAUAGUCUACGAUGGUGUACUCCGUGUCCAUUCACAGAUGUCUCUUAUCCAACAUCUCCGUGGUCAACCCCGCCCUCUGCUUCCAGGAGCUCGUCCAUGCAUGACUGUGAUAGCCAGUCUAAGCUCACUGAGAUGUCUCAUGACAUGGCCGAAGGAUUUCAUUUUCCGAUCUUGCGCAAUUUGAAUUAGGGGUUUUUGUACUCCGGCUAAGUCCUCCACCUGUUCUUUCCAUGACUCGUUUGUGCGUCUGUCCCUCCAAGAGAUGCCCAGUAAUCUUCUAUAACACUUAAAUUCAAACGCAUUGAUCUUCUUUACAAUCUCUUAGCCUGCGAAGAAGGCGCCGGUUACUUUUUUUAAAGGCCCUGCAAGGUGAUAAAAACAAACCGGCGCCUGAUUUCAUUGUAUGUCCAGGAUUCGCAUCCGUAAAGUAAAACGAAAUCACGAUCGAUCGUAAGAAUCUCAAUUUCACUCUAAAGCUAAUAGUUUGGCCUUUCCACGAUUUGUCCAUUUUGGCUAAUGACGACAUAGCCAUUACUGCUCUUAUCUUUCCUUUACUCGUCGAUCUACCUAAAUCAGGCAUACUACAAGCCGGGUAUACUACAGGCCCAGUACUUGAAUUGUUUAACUUGCUCUAACUCUUUCAGAGAUAACUUAACAGUUGUUCUUAAUGUCUCCGGUGUUUUACCUACGGCAAGGGUCUUACUUUUCUCUCCACUAUUCUCCACUCUGAAUCUCGUCGACUCUGUGUUCAACCUAUUGGUAAGGAGUUUUAGUUCAUUGCUCUCAUCUGUGAUUAAUGCAAUGUCAUCAGCGAAUCGAAGGUUAUUCACCAGCAAUCCUUGAGCACAAACGCCACCUGUCAACUCUUCAACUGUUCUGCUUACAAUCUCCUCCAGAAAGACAUUGAAAAGACUUGGCGAGAAAACACACCCUUGUCUCACCCCAACACUACAUGGGAACUUCUCGCUAAAUUUCGCUCCAACCCUCACUUUGCUUGUUCACUUCGCAUUAAGUUGCUCAAGUGCUCUCAUAAUGUUGUCAUCUAUUCCCUAUUAGGGACCUUAAGCAUCGACGACGACGAACCGCACCGUGAAAGGACUGGGUCGAGAACGUCGUUCACGGCGGGAAAAUUCGAGAGUCCAGCGCUCACUUGCUGUGGACGACGAGUUUCCCAUGUAAACAAAGGAAAUGCGAAUGAUCGAAGUGUUCAAAAUAUCUUUUCACGGUCUGCCCUAAAGGUUCCAUAGCGCUUUGCCUGUGUUCCUCUAGAGAUGCUCCUUCUUCCCUUUCGUUUUUCUUUACCUCGGAGCUUUUUUCGUCGGCCAACUUCUCCUUUCAAUCAUUAUAUCUUUGAGAGCUUUUGGCCUAGUUCGGUCUCUUCGGAGGUGAUUCAAGUGGCAUUUUCCAGUUGGCGUAUUUUCUCUUUAUGCUUGGUAAUCAGCAAGGUCAGUCUGCUGUCUCUCGUGGCUCUUUUAUUGACUUUGAAUUUCGAAUGAUCAAGGCCACUCAGGUUUACAGGUAUCUGGUUCCAUACAUCUCCCCUUUCCUUGCUUCUGGACGGAUUCUGGUAGGGUUUCAUAACUAACAUAUCUCGGCAUAACUCCAAAUCAUCUUUGUCUGACCACUCCAUCUCCUUUACAAAGAAAAAUAGAACCAAAGGUUACUAAUGUUUGGAGAAAAAUCACUACAGUCCUUAAAGAAAAAAAGGGCGGAACCGGAAUAUGAUUUAGCAUCCUUUUGACCUGUAAACCUUUUUGCUUCGCGAUAAUCUGGAAAACACAAACAAGAAAGAAUCAAUGGGACUCGCUGGUGCUUGUUUACAAAGGCCUAUAUCAAUCGAUUUUUUCUGGUGUUUUUAGUACGAAAAUACUAAGCACAAAUACGUUGAAAGUCGAAUACGCGAUUGAGAUGAAAUUUCUUUCACGAAAGUGGAUCUGGGGGGUAAAAAUACGAGUAAAUUUACUCAGGCACGUUCACUACUGGACGCCAAACCACGGUUUUUCGAGAGCAUGUGGAUGACGAGCCGAGCAUAUGCAGUAGCGCUCAUUUCGCCUCGGCCACUUCCGGUAGGUCGUCGUCGUUCCAUUCGUCGUUAAUGCUUAAGGUCCCUAUUUCAUUAACACUGCCCAUAUAGCAUUAUGCCAUACUCUAUCAAAUGCUUUCCUGUGGUCGACGAAAUUCAAGAAUACUUUUGGGCCGUGUUCGAUGUAUUUUUCGCACAAUACAAGUCUGAGAUUGGUCUCUUGCUCCGCUUUCCUUCUUUCUGCUCUAAAACCUGCCUGACAAUCAUCCCACUCAGACUCCACAGUUGCUGUAAUUUGCCUUCGAAGGAUCUUUAACAUCGCUUUGCUAGCAUGACUGAUAAGUGCAAUUAUUCUAUGGUCAGCACACUUAAAUGAAGCUUUUUUUGGGAUUGGAAUCAAUAUUGACGUUGUCUAGUCUUCAGGCCAGAUUCCCGUUUUUAGGAUCUUGUUGCAAAUAUCAUGUAGUAUCUCUAUAACUUCCACGCCACCAUGCUUCAGUAACUCUCCUUGAAUGUUAUCCACCCUGGGAGCCUUGUUGUCUUUUAGACUUCUUACAGCUUCGCUUUCUUCGACCUCCGCUUUAGUAAUCGGCGGAGCUGUUUUAUUUGGUGCAGCAGCACUCCUCAAGGUGUCCAGUAUUGUGUCAUCCUUAUCAAUUUUGAUAAUUGUAUAGCUCCUCAUAGUAUUCUUUCCAUCUCCUUAGAACAUCUUCAACAUCAGUGAAUAACCCCCCAUCCCUGCCUUCAAUGAUAGUUGUUGCGUUUCUAUUCUUGUCUUCAGUAAACCUGUUAACAGUAUCAUAGGCUUGCGUUGGGUUUCUAUGAAGAUUAUUGUCAAUAAUCUCGCAUUUCUCGUUGAUCCACCUUUCUUUCGCAUUUCUUAUCUCGUUCUUGACAGCUUUGUUUGCCUCUUUAUAUCUUUCCAUGUCUUCAUCACACAGUUUCCUUUUUCCUUUCUAUUUCCUUCUGUUGUCGCAUUUAUCUAACAAUUCCGCCGUGAUCCAUGCCUUCUUUGCAGUGCAUUCUUGUUUUUACCAAUAACUGUUGCCGCAGCUUGGUUCAUGACUUCUUUGAAUGGGUCCGUUUGUUCAUUCACAUCGCUUAAAAGUAAUAGUGGUCAAAUUUGCCACCUAUUUGUGCUUUGAACUGGUCGGCAAUGUUGGGGUCUUUCAACUUUUUAACGUCGUACUUGAUACACACUACUUUUUCUCUGCAUUUUUUUCUGUAUUUCAACUUUUAUCGCUAUCAUCACCAAGUGACGGUCACUCCCAACGUCUGCUCUAGGAAAGGUUCUAGUACCCUUCAUUUCGUAUACAAGAUGUUAAUUUGUUGCUAACUAUUAUGAAGUCAAUUUGCUAGCUCUGGCCGUUUGGAGCAUGCCAAGUUACCAACCUUAAUCGUUUGUGUUUAAAAAGUGGGUUGGCAAUCACUAACUUGUGCCUUUCUGCAAACUCUAAUGCUUUCUGUCCUCUUUCAUUGGUUGUUCCUAUACUGUAACCGCCUACGACACCUUUCCAAUUUGGUAUGGUGUCACCGCCGAUCUGAGCAUUCCAGUCCCCCACCACUAUCAGGUAGUCUCUUUUAACUGAGUUUUCAAUGGCUUCCUCUAGUUCUUCGUAAAAGGACUCAACUUCUUCUUCUUCUUCUUCUUCUUCUUCUUCUUCUUCUUCUUCUUCUUCUUCUGUGGAUGAUGAUGUUGGCGCAUAGAUCUGGAUAAUGUUGAGAUUGUGGGGUUGCGCAGCAAUUCCAAUCUGAAUUUUUCUGCUAGAUAUAGGAUUACACACAAGAACCGAACUGGUGGUGUUUUUCUUCACGAGAAAUCCCAUUCCCCUUUCGUGUCUCUUUGGUUCUCCACUCCACCAAAUCUUGCCACCAACUCCGGUCCACCGCAUCUCUGCUAAUCCGAGGAUUUUAUAAUCAUGGUUGCCCAUUUUGUUCUGAAGCUGUUCGAGCUUUCCACUCGCGUAAAGAGUUCUAACAUUCCACGUACCCACUGUAAAGCACUUCUAAACAAGAUUCUGAUGUAGACGACAAUAAGUAGCUAACUUAUCACUGCCGCUCCGAUCACCCUUAGCGGCAAGCGCGGCCAUUUUUAACCCGGGUUUUGACCGAUCCGGUAUGAGAAUACUCUGUUGAUCCAGCAUCAUUGUGUUUCAAAGGGCAAGAGUCCCCAGUGUCGUCAUACAAAGAUGACAUAACCAACGAGGCAAGCAGGGACAGAAUCAGGCAAGCUGUCUGGCCCUAUGACGACAUCUGAACCACCGUGAUGGUAAGGAAGCGUCAGUUAAAGUGGUUUGAAUAUGUAUCCAAAUCAGCAGGGUUUGCCAAGACAAUUUUACAAGGAAGGGAGAAGAAGGGGAAGAUAAAAGAAGAAUUUGGAGAAUAAUAUCUCUGAUUGGAUUGAGUUAAGUUUUGCGACCCCCUAAUAAAAUGUCAAAACAAAAUCUGAUGGAGGGAAAGGGUUGCUAGGUCCAUGGCGCCCUAAAAGGGUUAUCACGGGUGCACCUCUUUGCGCAAGGGUGACCAUUUUCAAUAAAUUUUAUUGACAACAAUUUCAUGGAGACAUCAUCCGAGGCGACUGAGGAAAAUUGACUUUUAAGUGAUUCAAUGCUGCCCGUAUUUUAGAUCUCCCUCUACGCGCAUCGGUUAGUGAUGCUGUGGCGAAACUGCAUUGGAAAUCCCUAUUGCACAGGAGAGCCGAACCCUGCGCCAUUUUAACCCUGCGUCAAUAACGUUUUUCUGAUGCCUCUCAAUAUAGUCGAAACGCCUUCGGCUCGGCUGAUAACACUUAACUUGAACUUGAUUAUUCCGGUUAUCACUAAAACCUCAUCCAAUAAUUGUUUAUUAUCCAUUGCGUAUCAGCACUAUUCGAUGAGUAAUCAACUGAUUACUAAAAUUGAUUGAAUUUCCCCAGUAAUUUCUCGUGUAGUCGAAGGUUCUACCUGGAGCAGCACUUGACUGUCCUGAGUGACUAUUACUAACUUCAGGAGAUUUAGUUCUCCCGACAAGCGAUCAGAAUCAAGGUAUCAUUAUAUACGGAUUACAGGUAGUUUCUACCUGAAUAAUGUUCUCUUUAUUUUUCUGUAUAUGUUUGGUUUACUUUAAUCUGUCUAACAUGUCUUUGCUCAUCUUUAUCCAGUGAACAAAGUGAGACACCUUCUGAAGUUAGCCGACGAGUACCAAACACAAGGUGUGCUUGACCUUUGCGUGAAGUGCCUCAGGGAUGUACCAAAAUCUGAAGACAAUGUGGUUACGAUUCUUCUCCUGGCAACGGACACACAGAUGGCAAGAGACGACAGCAGGCUUGAUGGUGUUCGCAGUGAAUGUGAAACCCUUGUUGAAGAUAUGGAGCUUGCUGAUAUAACAGGAAUGAGCGAUUUUAAGAAUUUGAACCGAGAUAGCAUGGAAAGUGUUUUAGUUAGAAGAUCUAAGCGUUUAGAAACGUGUCUUAAGAGGGUUUACCCUCAGUUGUUUGGGUUGGUGGAAUAUUGUUUAUUCAUGAAAUUAGAUGGGUAUUCUUCAGGCAAAAUAUCUCGUUGUCUUCAACAUUUUCCAAAGAGUGGCCAAAAUGCUAACAAAGCAAACAAAGAUCUCGUACAGCGAAUAAUAAAUUGCUCGGUUUGUAGAAGAAUGAUUAAACAGUUGGUUUCUUCAUCUGUUAAAGCUGUUAAAAAUCCAACUACGCCGUUUGGCUUAGGUUUCAGCUUUUCCAUCCCUACUUCAGGCCUUGGUGCUGCCUCGAGAGAAACUGCUCUAAGUGAAUACUUCUAUGGGGGGAGUUACCACUUUGACGAGGAUUUGAUCACACUCCUCCAGGAUAUAGACAAUGUUAUAUCAAUCCUGUAA